AUGGCAGGAAGUAAUUUAGCCGAUUCAUUGACUCAACCAUUGAACGAUCAAUUGAAAAAAGCGACCGAUAAAUUGACCGGUGGUGGUGGUACCAGUUCAAGUUCUGGUGGCAGCAAAAUCAAAUUGUUUACCCCUGAAUAUUAUGCUGCUUGUACCAUUGGUGGGAUAAUUGCUUGUGGACCAACUCAUUCAGCUGUCACUCCAUUGGAUUUAGUUAAAUGUCGUCGUCAAGUGAAUGCCAGUAUAUAUAAAUCAAACAUUCAAGGGUGGAAAACCAUUUUGAAAACUCAAGGUGAUUCGAUUUUCACUGGUCUUGGUGCCACCUUUAUUGGGUAUAGUUUGCAAGGUGCUGGUAAAUAUGGAUUUUAUGAAGUAUUUAAAAAGAAAUAUAGUGAUUUGGUUGGGCCUAAAAUUGCUCAGAAUUAUCAAACAGGGAUUUUUUUGGCAGCUUCGGCUUCAGCAGAAUUCUUAGCUGAUAUUGCUUUGUGUCCUUGGGAAACCAUUAAAGUUAAAACUCAAACAACAAUUCCUCCCUAUGCCAAUUCAGUAUUUGAUGGAUGGAGAAAAAUCGUUGCUGCUGAAGGGUUUGGUGGCUUAUAUAAAGGUUUAGUACCAUUAUGGUGUCGACAAAUUCCUUACACCAUGGUAAAAUUUGCAAGUUUUGAGAAUAUUGUUGCUGGCAUUUAUAAAUAUUUGGGUAAACCAAAAUCCGAUUAUACGGCUUUGCAGCAAACUGGGGUCUCUUUCUUGGGAGGUUAUAUUGCUGGGAUCUUCUGUGCUGUUGUGUCUCACCCUGCUGAUGUCAUGGUAUCAAAAAUCAAUAAUGAAAAACUGUCGAAUGAAUCUGUUGGUCAAGCAAUCUCAAAAAUUUAUAGCAAAAUUGGCUUUGCUGGAUUAUGGAAUGGGUUGCCCGUAAGAAUCAUUAUGAUUGGUACUUUGACUGGAUUCCAAUGGUUGAUUUAUGAUUCAUUUAAAGUUUACGUUGGGUUGCCAACAACUGGUGGCCACUAA
Messenger RNA from Candida dubliniensis CD36, 1011 nucleotides. Its product is annotated as Cu/Pi carrier. Gene Ontology annotation, biological process: mitochondrial phosphate ion transmembrane transport. The record is from RefSeq and is a predicted model, not a curated record. Bases 1 to 1011 code for a protein of 336 amino acids. Gene Ontology annotation, molecular function: phosphate transmembrane transporter activity. Gene Ontology annotation, cellular component: mitochondrial inner membrane. NCBI's taxonomy places the organism in Eukaryota, Fungi, Ascomycota, Pichiomycetes, Serinales, Debaryomycetaceae. The transcript has a single exon.